Molecule: messenger RNA, 1341 nt
Organism: Triplophysa rosa
Lineage: Eukaryota; Metazoa; Chordata; Actinopteri; Cypriniformes; Nemacheilidae
Gene: erg28
Product: ergosterol biosynthesis 28 homolog
Exons: 6
Coding region: 334-765 (143 amino acids)
Cellular component (GO): endoplasmic reticulum; membrane
Molecular function (GO): protein-macromolecule adaptor activity
Source: RefSeq, a predicted model, not a curated record
UCCCUGCAAAUUGAACUACAACUUGGUGUUGGGAGUCGUUUCCGACAGGGAAUCGGUUCUUUCGCUGCUUUGAACAAGUUCACGUUAUGCGGGCUGGGGUUUAACAGCUCGUCAGAAAAUCUGCGGCCUGUGAUUGGUAGAAUCUCCCAGAAGUGGGCGGUUGCUUGAAGCACCGCCUCCAAACUAUCCAAUGAAGUGGUGGUACGACCUGACGGAAGCAUCGUUCGCGAUUGUGAUUGGUCAGCAUUCAUGUCCUGAGCUGGAGCGGUCAGUUGUGUUUGGAUUGUUGAGCUGUAACAGUUAUACUACAACACCUGAUUAAGGUGCUGAAGGAUGAGUCGUCUUCUGAACGUGUUGAGGAGUUGGCUGCUCAUGGUGUCUGUGAUCGCGAUGGGAAACACCGUUCAGAGCUUCAGAGAUCACAGCUUCUUAUCGGAGAAACUCUACACAGGAACACCUGAUUAUGUGAAUGGACUUCAGGCGAGAACCUUUGGGAUAUGGACGCUUCUGUCUUCCAUCAUACGCUGUGCCUGCGCUAUAGACAUUCAGAACCGAACGCUUUAUCAUAUCACCCUGUGGACAUUUGUUCUGGCGCUCGGACACUUUCUGUCAGAGGCUUUCAUUUAUAAAACCGCUCCUUUGACCAUUGGUGUCAUGGCUCCUCUGAUCGUGGCAAGUGUCUCUAUCGUGGCCAUGUUAAUUGGCUUUCAGUGUAUCGAUGAUCCGCAGGAAGACGUCCGAGCCCGACAGAAGAAGAGGAACUGAAGAACCGUCCGUGUCCUUCCAGUAACAUUCACAUCAUCAUGUUCUGAUGCCUCCAGACGCUGGAACUUUAAAGGGUUCAAAGGAAAUGUGAAGUCCUGCUUCAGGUGGACGAUUCUUCUGAACGUCUGUUUGUUGCUCAUGUGACCUGUGAAGCGUUAUCAUUGGUCGACCAAUGUUGUAACGGUAACCAAACACCUUGGCCUACAACUACCAAACGCUUUCAAUUUACUGUUGUUUUUCAGAGACUGAAAUCACAUUUUUAUAUGAAUUUGUAUGAUAUUUGGAGCUGUGCUCGUUCAUCGGGUGCAUUCUGCUUUCUCCAGUACUGAAGAAGUUCUCAUGAAUACUGGAAACCGUCACUGCUUGUCAACGCUUUGUUUUUAUCAAAAGAAUUUAAUUGAUAUUGUCUACAAAUAUAUAUCAAGCAUCUACACAUCUACUGUAAGGAUUUUAAAUUCAGUGUUGACAUUUUAGUUAAAUUUAUGUUAAAUCAUUAUCUAACAUCAAAUGACUUCAGAUUAACUUGAGUUUGUUUGAGGGACAAUAAAAAACUUCACGUUUGCUAAGUGCGUUUAA